UAUAUCCUACGAUCUGCUGCGACACACGAACACCAUCACCAGCAAUGGCGCCGGUGAGGGUGUUUGGGCCGGCCAAGUCGAUCAACGUGGCGCGGAUGCUGCUCUGCCUGGAGGAGGUCGGCGCCGAGUACGAGCUCGUCCACAUGGAUCUCUUCCAGGCCAAGGAGCAGAAUAGCCCCGAGCACCUCGCCAGAAACCCGUUUGGGAAGGUCCCGGCGUUACAAGACGGCGAUCUGGUCCUCUUCGAGGCCCGUGCGAUCGCGAAGUACGUGCUCCGCAAGUACAAGACGGAGCAGGCGGACCUGCUGAGGGAGGGCGACCCGGAGGAGGCCGUCAUGGUGGACGUGUGGACGGAGGUGGAGGCGCACCAGUACCACCAGGCCCUGCGGCUCAUCAUGCUCGAGUGCUUCCUCAACCCCACCCUGCGCGGCCUCCCCACGAACCAGGAGGUCGUCUACGAGGCCGUGGAGAAGACGAAGAAGGUUCUUGAAAUCUACGAGGCGCGCCUGUCCGAGCACAGGUACCUCGCCGGAGACUUCUUCAGCUUCGCGGACCUCAACCACUUCGCGAGCACUUUCUACAUCGUCGACGCGACGCCGUAUGGGUCGCUUCUCGACUCGUACCCUCGCGUGAAGGCCUGGUGGGAGGACCUCAUGUCCAGGCCCGGUUUAGUUGCGCCCGGUUUCGAAUCAUCCUCACUGGUGUGACUGUGUGACAAACCACGUACUUGUAAAAUUUUGCAAUCUUUUCCGUCAAGAAAUUCAAUAAAUCCAUGAAUAAUCAUUUUUUCUUUCUAA
Messenger RNA from Triticum dicoccoides, 797 nucleotides. RefSeq names its product probable glutathione S-transferase GSTF1. The transcript is spliced from 3 exons. Gene Ontology annotation, molecular function: glutathione transferase activity; glutathione binding. The coding region runs from base 45 to 707 and encodes 220 amino acids. NCBI's taxonomy places the organism in Eukaryota, Viridiplantae, Streptophyta, Magnoliopsida, Poales, Poaceae. The record is from RefSeq and is a predicted model, not a curated record. Gene Ontology annotation, cellular component: cytoplasm. Gene Ontology annotation, biological process: glutathione metabolic process.